Molecule: messenger RNA, 2139 nt
Organism: Prorocentrum cordatum
Lineage: Eukaryota; Dinophyceae; Prorocentrales; Prorocentraceae
Source: the annotation of a GenBank genome assembly
GGCCCCGAGAGGCCCCUACGAUCCCCAAAAGAGCACCCGAGAGGGUCCGCAGCCAUUUUGGCGCAAGCCAUCUUGGCUUACGCUGGCACGUUUCGAGCAGAGCUGUUUCAGCUGCUACUAUCCGGGCUCAGGUGGCCAUGGCGGGCGGGACCAUGUUCGGAAUGAUCAAUUUUCCCAUCACCACUCUGAUGCUCCGCAGUGUGCCUCGAAGGUGCACCCAGGAGCAGCUCCUGACUGAGAUUCAGGACGCGGUGGGCAGCAUGGCCGAUUUCAAUUUCUUUUUUUUGCCUUGGGACUCGCGUAACAAUUACAACUUCGGUUAUGCGUUCCUGAACUUCUGUGACGCGGAUGGGGCGAAACGGUGUCGCGAGGUCUUAAGCGAGUAUCACUUCCGCAUGACAUCGCAGCAGUGCCGUGUGUUCCCAGCCCGCAGACAGGGGCUGGAAAGCAACCUGAUCCACCUCACGGAGUGCGGGCACGGCAAGGGCAUGCCAGUCGUCAUCUGGCGGGGGAAGAGGCUCAGGUUUCCGCAGUUCGCCGCCGCCCUCCACCAGUUCACCGACGCGCCGGUGGGGCACGGGCUGCCGUGCCAGCCCUGCGGCAGCGCGAGCCCGCUCUUCUGGUCCAACACGGCCCUGCCGCAGGAACGCGCGCCGGGGCUCGAGGCCGUGACGACGCGCAGGCCGCCCGCGUCCACCGAGGGCACGACGGCGCCCGGGCCGGUUGCGCAGGCGCCGGCGCUGGGGAAGGGCUCCGCGGAGGAGAAGGUCGUGUCUGAAGCUGUCACUGGGCGUCCGAAGUACAUGUCCAAAGGCAGCCUCCCGGAGAGGUGCGGCAGCAGCGGCAGUCGCGCCCCUGAGGGGGACGUCGGCAUGCACGACGAUUUGGGCCUCCUGCUGGCAGCGGUGGUACUCGCCAAGCGCGUCGCGGCUGCCAGGGGCGAGAGGCGCCCCGAGCUGCUUCGCAUGCCUCCGGCCAGUGCCCCACUGCUGGAGAUGCGCCUCGCGUCGCAAGAUCGCCGGGCCGCCGUUCGAGAUCCACCUUCCUCUCCGCCGCGCGCCUGUGCCUUCUGGGACAUGCUGAAGCCACCCCCCGGCCUGGAGCUCCCGCCCAGCCUCCAGCUCGACGCCCCCCCGAAGCCUGCGGCGCGGCCGGCGGCGCCAGCGCGCCGGCCUGCGCCCGCGUGCCCAGAAGUGUGCGGCGCGCCGGUGGUCGCCCGCGGGCUUGCCGCCCCCCCCGCACCAGCGCGCGAGUCUGCGGGCGGAGUGGUCGGAGGCGUGGCCAGCGAGGGUCGGGCGCGGCCGCCGACGGCGGCGGCGAGUGGGCCGAGAGUCCUCAGGCUGGGGAAGGACCUCCACUCGCGGGUGUUCGAGAAGUUCUUCGAGAGGUGCUCCAGCGACCCCUGGGCCGGAGCUUGACCGUGGCGUCCGUGCCCUCGCUUGCAGGCCGUUCGGCGUGAAUCACACCCUUUUUUUGCCCUGAGUUCCAGGCCAUUUUGCCAUCAGCGCUGGUAAGGUCGCUGCACAUUUUCGCCUGAGAUCCUAUUCGCUCAGACGUUCUGCCCCGUGGAGCGUUUGACUCAAUUUUCAUUCUCAGUGCAAUCCGUCGGCCCCGUGGAGGCGCCGGCACUUACGAAGCAAGCUUAGAGCCAGUGGCUGUUUAACUGUCCUUUUCAGAAUUGUGCCAAUUCAAACACUUUUUACAGAAACUUUGUACGAUUGCUGGCAGUUGCCGUUUCAACAAGCACUUUGUUGCAGUUUGCGUUCGGUGUCUUUAUGCGCGGUUUGCCGCACCGUUCCUUCUAUGUGACAUCAGUGGCAUUAUUGCACGCUUCCUCGGUCACCAGCCAGCUCGAACACUGGAGCUGUGUCCGUCUGGCGCUGUCAGGCAUUGCGGUUGCUCGCAGCUCGGCAGCAGCAGGUGUGCGGGGGAAUGCAGGCGUCGUUCUGCAGUGGCCUUGUCGUGGCAUCUUUCUGUGCUGUGUGCCGCUAGGCGAUGGCCGGGGGGAUGUAGGGAUGAAUCAAUCAGACAUCAUAUACGUGAGAGGGGGAAUGGUAACCAGCCACCAGCCGACAUUGUGCUUGGUGGUCCGCUGUUCGGCAACCUGCAAGCAAGCGAUAAGCGCCAGGUGGGUGGGCC